AUGAAGACGGGCGGACCCGGUUUAAAACCUGAUUCAGGUCCCUGCGAGGGCCAGUUUGUCUUGAGGACGCCGAGCAUCACACAAAGGCUCUUGGUGUUCCGCAAGAGUCCAUCUCGGACCUCUGAGCAAAGACGAGUCAUGGCUGGCCCGAGGAGGAGCGCCGGCUUCGCCGCCCUGCUGGUUGCCGGCACGCUCGCCGCCGUUGUCAUCGUGAUGCCAAUGGCAGAAAGCCUCCGGGAGAAGGCGGCGGCGGGGGCGGACCAACGGAGGCUGAUCCGCAACCGCAGAAACAUCAGUUGGUACAAGCAACACUCAGACUUCUGGAACUGGUACAAGUACUUCACCGAUAACGGCAACCAGGAGGCGGUUCAGGAGCUGGACCGCAUCUACCUGUCCUACCUCCAGAACAAGAACCGCGCCGAGGGCCGUCGUUCAUACAAGGCAUACUUGCGCCACCUGGGAGAGAUCUACAAGUCGUGCGCCGACUCUGACGACCCCAACUGCGUGGCCUCAUACACCAGCAGGCCGAAGCCCGAGCCCCCCAAGCCGGCGCCCCUCAAAAGCUGCGACCCAACCAAGGACCCCUACUGCCUUUACGCAGCCAUGAGAGCCGGAAAGAGCCCCUACCUACCACUGGUUCUGCCCGCUGCCCCUGCUCCGCCCCCUGCCCCCGUGAAGUCACCCGCUCCUCUAUUUGCACGCUCCGCUGCCCCAGCCAAAGAUCCUCAGGCGGGUUACUACUACUAUGCACCGUCGGCAGUUUCUUUCCUCUCUAAGGAGCAGAAGGCGGAGCUUCUUCGCAUCUGCAAUGCCGAAGACGUAGAGUGUCUUCAGUACCACCUGCGAGCCGCCUACGGGUACUCGCCCUCUGCUGGGAGCCCACCGGCGGCGCUAGCCCACCUCGGUUGCGACCCCAAGGUGGACCCGACCUGCAAACCCCAGCCGGUUCGGAAGGCCCCCUCCGGCCUUUACUUGCAGUACCCCACCUGCGACCCCCUCAGGGACCCGUACUGCGCCUAUGCCGCCUCCUUAGCGCCCCGGGCCCCCAACCCUCCGGCACCAGCCGGCCCCGGAUCCUGCAACCCCAUUUUCGAGGACGGUUGCAACCCGCUGACGGCCACCAAAUACGCCACGCCCCCUGAGGCGUACACGCAGAAACAAAGCGAGGAGGCAGCCGCCCUCCGUGCACCCCCUCCCGCAUCUAACGAUCCCUACUCCGCCAUGCGAGAUGCCACAAUGCGACACCGCGCCCCUUCGCCGUUCUCUCCACCUACUUAUGAGGAGACCUCCCGGGAGGAGCGCCACCCCCUGGGACCACCCGGUAAAACCAAAGAGGGCUACGACUGCUUUAUCGGCUACGACCGCGAGUGCUUCCCGUUGCGACAGUCGGAGCCUCGUUCGGGCGCGCACCGCCGCGUUCCCUACCCUGCCGAGGCCUACGAGCCCCACCUGAAGGCCGACGGCACCCGCGACGGCGUGAUGGAGCCGGCUGACCCGCACUGCGACCCCGAAUACGACCGUGACUGCCGCUUACGCCGCUUUGAAGCCGAGCAGCUGGAAGCGACGCCGGAACCGCCCCCCGCCGACGACGGGCGGGACCUUUACGAGGCGGAACUCGCCCAGAGCGGUCACGAAGAGCCCCGCGUGUCCAACCAGCCGCCGCCCCCACAGGGGAUGCCCAGCCUCCAGGACAUACUGCAGCGCUACGGCGACCAGUUCCCCGAGCACGAUGACUACCGCAAGAAAUAA
This is a messenger RNA of Nerophis lumbriciformis (worm pipefish), 1749 nucleotides long. Lineage: Eukaryota; Metazoa; Chordata; Actinopteri; Syngnathiformes; Syngnathidae. The record is from RefSeq and is a predicted model, not a curated record.